Messenger RNA from Panonychus citri (citrus red mite), 919 nucleotides. RefSeq lists its product as uncharacterized. The transcript is spliced from 6 exons. Bases 260 to 595 code for a protein of 111 amino acids. The record is from RefSeq and is a predicted model, not a curated record. NCBI's taxonomy places the organism in Eukaryota, Metazoa, Arthropoda, Arachnida, Trombidiformes, Tetranychidae.
CCUUUCCCUUGAUUACAAUUUAAUUCAGUUGGCUCACUUUUAGCUCUCUCCCUUACUUACUGGUCAAUUUAAAUAGUAUAUCAACAAUUAAAUUAACAAUUUAAUCUCAGUUGUAAGUUGAUUGUGAUUGUGAUUGUGAUUGACUAAUCCUUUGGAUUAAUUUUGUAUCGAGUUGUUAUUUUAAUUUUUAUUGUCUUGUUGAUAUUUUCAUGUUGAUUGUUGGUUAAUUGUCAUCAGUGAUUUGUGAUUAACUUGCAUCAUGAUGAGCUUUAAAUUGUUAACUUUAAUUGUCACCUUAAUGGGAAUAAUUAGUUUUUCGGAUGCUAUUUUCUUCCCAUCAUUGCAAAAAACUCAACAACUUUGUGUCAACUCGGAUCAACCAAACAUUAAGAGCACUUGUGUCAUUUGUGAUUCUCGUCGUUUCACCGAUACGUCAAGACAAUGCACUGGACAAGACAAGGUUCCUGAUAUAACUACUCAAGAUCAAGCUUUAUGUUUGAUUAGCAGUUGCCUUCAGCAAGUACCCAAACAACAGCGGAAAAUUGUUCUUGGACGGAAAAGACGAUCAACAAUUAACACCAAUGUGACUAAUUAGUUAAUCUGAUUACUGGAUUAAUCAGAGAUCCUCUUCAUUUAUUCAUUCAUCUUCAUUUUCAGAGUUUAUUGAACAACAAUUAACUAAUCUGAUUGUAAUUGUGAAACAAUUAUCCAUCAAUUUAGUGGCAAUUGUAACACAGAACAAAAAAUCAAUCAAAAAUCUAACUGAUUAUCUGUAGUAAUUAAUCAUUGGAAACAAUUUAGAUUUUGUAAUCAACAUUUUUUAUACAAUUUAAAUAACUCAAUUAACGAAUAUUGUAACAAUUAAACUGUUCAAAUUACUAAAUCAUGAACUGAAUUAAAUAAUCUGAUCAAGUGAAAU